UCCGCGGUGUUCGGAGCAGGCAUGCGCACCUGAGUCUGUUCUUCCUCCAAGUGGAUAGGUAUGGUGGAUGACGCGCGUUUAUCGGUUGCUGGGUUGUAAUUUCGGACAGUGAUUGCCGUUUCAUAAGGUUUACCUCGGAGACCUUGCAGCGACAGGCCCGUCAUUCUAAAGGUGCCCUUUAACUGGAAUGCUGGACGCUGAGUCCGCUACCAUGGAGAGCAAUGGGAAUGCAUUUCCUCCUGAACCUCCUGCUCCUGCUCCACCAGCAGGCUGGUCUUUGGACCAAGCUCCUCCACCACCACCGCCGCCACCCGCCGACAUAGUACCGGAAGGCUCCGAUUCUUCUCAGGACUAUCCUGGGCAAGAGCAGCAAAUGAACUCCUCUGAGCUGGGAUCUGUGGAGAAGGCUGUGGAGCAGUUUCAGCUCGCCAGUGCCUCUCUCUUCCAAGAAGAGCAUCCACCUCCGCCGCCACCUCCUCCACCACCUCCUCCUGCAGAGGAGGCAGACCCAGCAGUUGAAUAUGCGUCUGAGGCUCAGCCAGGGGCUUAUGUGCAGGAUGGAAGUCAAGAUGGUACCGAAGCGCCACAGUUAGAGGAUGGCAUGGAGCUGGAAGAACCAUCCAGAGAAGGUACUCAAGAAUCAUCUGUCCCUGAAGAACCAACCAUACCCUCAGAGUUUGAAAGGUUGUUUAAGAUAUGUGAAGAAAGCCCGGAAGACUUCAAUGCCUGGGUUGCGCUGCUGCAAUAUGUGGAGCAAGAAAAUCUCCUGUUACCUGCAAGAAAGUCAUUUGAUGUAUUCUUCCUACGUUAUCCCUACUGCUAUGGCUACUGGAAGAAAUAUGCAGAUCUUGAGAAAAAGAAUGGCAACAUACAGGUUGCAGAGGAGGUGUACAGAAGAGGCUUGCAGGCUAUCCCUCUUAGUGUAGACCUUUGGCUUCACUACCUCACUUUUAUAAAGGAGAACUCUGACCCAGAUGACCCAGAGACAGAGGGACGAAUUCGGGCCUCUUAUGAACACGCAGUGCUCGCAGCAGGCACAGAUUUCCGAUCUGACCGCCUUUGGGAAUCCUACAUAACCUGGGAGACAGAGCAGCAGAAACUGGCUAAUGUUACCACCAUCUAUGAUCGCAUCUUAGGCAUCCCAACACAGUUGUACUCCCAGCACUUUCAGAGGUUCAAAGAUCACGUGCAGGCUAACCAUCCCAAAUACUUCUUGUCAGAAGAGGAGUUUGUUCAGCUUAGACUCGAGCUCUCUAAAUCUAGCCUGUCCGGAAUGGUGGGUGAAGAUGAAGAGGCAAACAUUCCUCAGGAGGAGCUGCCACCUGGAACCGAGGACCUUGCAGAUCCCGCUAAGAGGGUGACAGAAAUUGAAAACAUGCGGCACAAGGUGAUCGAGGUUCGGCAGGAAGUGUUCAACCACAACGAGCAUGAAGUCAGCAAGCGCUGGGCCUUUGAAGAAGGGAUUAAGCGACCGUACUUCCACGUCAAAGCCUUGGAGAAGACGCAGCUGAACAACUGGAAGGAGUACCUGGACUUCGAGGUUGAAAACGGGACGCCGGAGCGCGUGGUGGUUCUCUUUGAGCGAUGCCUCAUCGCGUGUGCCCUCUACGAGGAGUUCUGGAUCAAGUAUGCAAAAUAUCUAGAAGGCUUCAGCACUGAUGGAGCGAGACACGUGUACAAGAAGGCCUGCACCAUACAUCUGCCCAAGAAACCUUCCAUCCACCUUCUGUGGGCAGCUUUUGAGGAGCAGCAAGGCAACGUGGAAGAGGCUCGCAGAAUCCUGAAGGCCCUGGAGGAAACCAUCCCCAGUUUGGCCAUGGUUCGUCUUCGGAGGGUCAGUCUGGAGCGUCGCCGCGGCAACCUGGAGGAAGCAGAGGCCCUGUUGAAGGAAGCGAUGGAGUUUGCGAAUAACACAACAGAGUCGUCGUUCUAUGCCGUGAAGCUGGCUAGACACAUGGUGAAGGUGCAGAGAAGUCUGGCCAAGGCAAAGAAGGUGCUUCUUGAUGCCAUUGAGAAGGACCAGACUAGUUCAAGGCUAUAUUUAAAUCUGCUGGAACUGGAGUUCGCCGGGGAUGUGACGCAGAACGAGACGGAGAUCUUGGCUUGUUUCGACCGGGCCCUAAUGAGCCCGUUGCCCCUGGAGACCCGUAUCGUUUUCUCCCAGCGCAAAGUUGAGUUCUUGGAAGACUUUGGCAGUGACAUCAACGUGCUUGUGGCUGCGUACGAAGAACAACAAAGACUACAGAAAGAAAACGACUCUUUAAAGAGGAAGGCUGAGAACGGCUAUGACAGCUCUCAAGAACCUGAUGCCAAAAGGCAGAGACUAGAUGAUCCUAAUGCGGUCGCAGCAAAUGCAAUGACGGACAUGCAGGCAAACAACUCUGCAUACAACUACAACUGGUACCAGCAACAGUACGGUGGUUGGGGACAAAAUUCUUGGGGACAGUACAACCAGUAUGCCCAGUACAACCAAUACUACCCCCCUCCUCCUACAUGAUGGACUUGAAGAUUGAGAUGCAUCAUUUCCCGACUUUCCGUCUCGGAGCAGAGCAACUUACCCGGGUGUCAAGAAGAUUUUAAUUCAGCCACACACUGAGCAGGAUAACCUUUAUAUUUUUUUUCUUCUUCCAUUACCGUUGACUGUUUGCAAAUUAAAUUUCCUGUUGCAUCCCCCGUGUUAGAACUAAUUUGGUUCUCGAUGGUAGGAAUGGAAAUCAGUUGGUUUUAAAACGGCAAAUUGUCUAAGCAGUCUCGAUUUGAUUUAAUAAAUGCUGUUUUAGAGCAAAUUGGAUUUUUUUUGUUUUUGUUGUACUGUAUAAGGCAAAGGUAAAGGUUUUAAAUUUUUUUUUUUUUUUUUUUUUUUAGAUUCAGUUUUGGUUUUUCUUUUUGUUCUUGCUUUAAAGUUGUUAGAGAAGCAUUUAUGUAUGUUUCUGGAGUCAUAUUUCUUCUUUCCCAACAGUAACACUUGUAAAAAUGUCAUGAUAGUUUUCAUGAAAUACUCCUUUUUUUUUCACCUGAUUUCCUAAUAAAGAGAUUGAUAUCCUCAAGA
Molecule: messenger RNA, 3049 nt
Organism: Fundulus heteroclitus (mummichog)
Lineage: Eukaryota; Metazoa; Chordata; Actinopteri; Cyprinodontiformes; Fundulidae
Product: PRP39 pre-mRNA processing factor 39 homolog (yeast)
Exons: 15
Coding region: 188-2497 (769 amino acids)
Biological process (GO): RNA processing; mRNA 5'-splice site recognition
Cellular component (GO): commitment complex; U2-type prespliceosome; U1 snRNP
Molecular function (GO): protein binding
Source: RefSeq, a predicted model, not a curated record